ACGUGCAGUCUCAACAUGCCUUUCUCCACUUGUGCUAUCAAAGCAGGAGGAUGCCCCUGCCCUUUUUUCAAGGCUCUUGGAUAAGCUAAUGAAGAGUGAUAAAUAUGGUGAGCGUAGAGGGGCAGCUUUUGGUCUUGCGGGAGUAAUUAUGGGCUUUGGAAUUUCUAGCUUGAAGAAAUAUGGUCUUAUAGUCACUUUGCAAGAGGCACUUAUUGACAGAAAUUCUGCGAAACGGCGUGAAGGAGCACUUCUUGCAUUUGAAUGUCUCUGCGAGAAGCUUGAAAAAUUAUUUGAAUCGUAUGUGAUAAAGAUGUUACCCUUACUUCUGGUGUUGUUCUCUGACCAAGCUGGAGCAGUUCGUGAAGCAGCAGAAUGUGCUGCUCGAGCUAUGAUGUCUCAACUAUCUGCAUAUGGUGUGAAACUUGUCCUUCCUUUUCUCCUCAAGGUGAUUAUUUACUAAAUUCUUAAGAUUUUU
Messenger RNA from Camelina sativa (false flax), 475 nucleotides. NCBI's taxonomy places the organism in Eukaryota, Viridiplantae, Streptophyta, Magnoliopsida, Brassicales, Brassicaceae. The record is from RefSeq and is a predicted model, not a curated record.